Molecule: messenger RNA, 1786 nt
Organism: Cylicocyclus nassatus
Lineage: Eukaryota; Metazoa; Nematoda; Chromadorea; Rhabditida; Strongylidae
Source: the annotation of a GenBank genome assembly
AUGUCAAGCGCUCUUCUUUUAGUUUACGCCCUUUCCGAACCGGUUGCGAUUAUCCAACAACUCAAAGCAAGGGCAAUAACCGAAUAUAGUCGCGAGCAAAUAGUUCUAGGCUUCUACUUUGAGGGCACAAGUCGACUUUCAGUGCGCUGGCAUUCACCAACAAUAGACGAGACCAACAGAGCAAAAAACUUUCUACUGCGGCCAAAUCAGGACCUCGAGGAUGUUAUUAUCGCCGUUAUUAUCGCCUCAACCAAGGAAAACCUGUGCCUUCAAAGAAAUACAAGGCUGCGCAGACACAUACUGCAUGCCGGAUUUCCAUACGCUGAAGAAAAAGCAAGUCACACUGCAAACGAUAAGCCAGACGAACAUAGCAAUGAGGAGAAGAUUAGUGAAAAUGAUGGAUAUCGCGAGUUCGAGGCUGAAGACACUGAUAUACUACCAGCUGUUGCAGAUGAGAGCCUGACCUUUGCACAGGUCACACUACCAGGAUUGCCUCUGGCAAAGGCAUGCAAUAAUAUCAGUGAAGAACGCCAACUUCAGAAGUUACGAUCAUAUAAGAACAAUGAGAAGAGAGGAAUUUAUGAACUUCAUCCAGUACCAGUGCCAGUGAAGAUCAGUUUAAUAACACUUUCCAUUGGCCUGCACUACAAUUUAGAUCUAUCUACUUCACUUUUUAGCAGCCGCUACACAAGAAGGAUCCCUGUGUUCAGUCGCGUUCCGGUGCAACGACGACCAUUACGAGACCCGGACAAAGGCACCGCUUCAUGGAUAAAUGUUGUUGUAUUACUAAAUCUGCAUCACUUUUCAAUUCAUUUGUCCAUUCCUCUUGCCGGGCGGAGUGUGCCGGUCUGUUGGUCACCUCCGUUCUCGAUCAUCGAACAGUCUCGCACAAAGGAUUAUCGGAUCGCGUCAUCGGAUAUUGGUGGACAAAUCAUAAUUUCUGAGCCAAUUUCAGCAUCGAAGAGAUGCCAAUUUUCUCACGCAUCCACCAAUGUGCUCAGUAUGAAGUGGUUUGUAUGGAAGGACAUGAGCCGCGAUUUUCUUUUGUCACUCCAUUCUGGAGAUACUCUUAUUCUUUGGAACACAGAUAAUGGAGAGAAAAUCUGGUCUGUCUCAUAUAACGUCCCACUUUUUGAUCUAGCAAUCGAUCCUUUCGACCCGUGCCAUGCCUCAUUUUCCUCAUUAGGAUGCAAUAUUGCGUUAUGCUCUGAUAUCAGUUUCAAUAAUACUCCGUCAAGUAUUUGCCGAACUGUAGUGAUAUGCGAGGAACAGAUCAAAUCUGCCACAAGCAUACAAAACCUCGUCUAUCAUAAUGCUUACCGUAAUAUCCUCUUCGUUGUUACUCAAUCACAGGUGCAUUGCUUUCAUACCGAACUUUUUGCGGUGUUGUUUUCCAUGACGCACGAACCAAAUAUCAUUUCGUGGCUCUGCUGUUCUUCACGCGAUGCAAUAUUUUCCGUACAAGCUGGUGGGGCUGUCUCGCUAAGAGUUGGAAAAUUCUCAUCGAAUGAUGAAAGAGCAGAUGCACAGUUUGCGCUAGAGAGGAUCGCAUUCGGUUACAUCCAGCGUCAGGGUAACCAACAACGAGCUGUGGGUGCGUGUCUUUGUCCAGUCACUCAAAGCUUGCAGGAAUUGACAGCAAGGUUGAGGAUUAACAAGAAUCCCGAUGGGCCAAUCUUCCAGGUGUCUGAUUUUGGUUUGAAGGCAGAUCUAUUCAAGGCCGUUCCAGAGAUGAUUGCAGCUUUAUGAACCAAAUUCGCUCAAUCUCAUGCAGGCAUUUUAUUUA